Entrophospora candida is the source of this 417-nucleotide messenger RNA. The record is from the annotation of a GenBank genome assembly. Lineage: Eukaryota; Fungi; Glomeromycota; Glomeromycetes; Entrophosporales; Entrophosporaceae.
GAUGGUGGUGUCGAAUAUCAAAUUAAUGCUGGAAUGGCUACAACUAACACUAAUAAUCAGUUAAUAAAUCCCAUUGCAAGUGAUAAUCAAUUUAUUGAUGAUUUAUAUGGCAAUUUUGACAACAACACUCUUGACAUUAUUGAAAUUGGAUACAAAUUUCUGGUCCCAAAGCCACAAUUCAGAAGGGAGCUCAAUCAAAUCACAAGUGAGCUUUGGCCAGAUUUAAAGUUCCACACUUCUGCCAUAGAUAAUCUUCACCAAGCUUCUGAAAAUUAUUUAAUUUCAUUAUUUGAAAACGUAAAUUCACAUAUUGGACGUAGCACGAUAAGACAAGGUGAUCUUCAAUCAGCCAUAAAUAUUGCAAAUGGAAGGUGUCCAUGUGUAGCUGAUGGCAGCUGUCACUGCCUUGACAACUAA